AUGAGACCUCGCAGACGUAGACCUGGACCUGGAAGAGGUCGUCCUGGCCUGCAGUGGCCGGGGCAGACCCAGUUUCGAUUGGAACCAUCUGGUGGAAAGCCAUAUGGCCAAUCUGAAGAGAAUGGUGAGGGAGAAAAGGAGGAGGAUGGUGGUGAUGGGAAUGUAGAGAUGUCUGAUGUGUCGGAUAUGGGCCCUGUGCUGGAUUACUUGAAUGAUGCAACGCAGCAACAGGAAGUUCCAACUUCUUUUGCACCGCCAUAUGCACCACCGCAACCACAAGUAGAUUUCUCACAGUAUCCGUAUCAGUAUCAGCAAUCACAAGCCCAGGCAGGUCCCUCACAACCACAGAACCAACCUCGACCUCAACCUCUAUCCCCAGACCCCUCACAACCCCUAUUCAUGGCCUACCGCCUCCCCUCACCCCCAAUCCCCACCCCCCUUCCCCCCACCGGAACCCUCUCCCUCUCCCUCCCCCUCCCCAACAUCGCCUCCCAAAUUAUGAGCUACCCCCGGCCACCACACCGCGACCCCACGGACGGGCGCGAAUCCCGGCACGACCGCCGCCUCCUCAACACCUCGCCCAAUACAUGGUGGAACUCGUCGCCCUCUCAGCACCGCACCAACCCCACCAGCGACAAGUGCUGGCGGUGCUGGAAGCAGCGCGAGGCUCCCAAGUGCGACUUGCAGGCUACGGGGUAUCCGUGUACGCCGUGCAAGGAGAAUGGCAGGGGCGGGGAAUGUAGGAAUGGACUGCCGACUCGGGAGUGGGAGAUGGAGAUGUUGAGGAGGAAGGAUAUGGGGGAGGAGUUGGUGGGGAGGUCGCCGAUUUUGAGGGGGAGGGGGGGUGGGAGAUGGAGGAGAGGAGGGGGGAGUGGAAGUCUGAGGGGUGGAGGGAGAGGGAGAGGGGGAGGGAGAGGGAGAGGGAGAGGAAGGGGAAACGGGAGGGGAAAGGGGAGAGAGGUGGUGGCUUUCGAUGAUGAUGAGGAGGAGAAGGAGGAGGAUGAGGAUUGCGAUGGUGAUGGUGAUGAUGAUGAUGAUGUCCCAUAUCAGGGACCUCCGAACCGUGCUGGGUCAACUCGAAGACCAGGACUAAGACCAAGACGUGCACCGCCUCAAACCAACGAUACUGAAGAUUUCGAAAUCAAGAUCCUAGCGAAUGGUUAG
Messenger RNA from Cadophora gregata, 1164 nucleotides. RefSeq lists its product as uncharacterized. The record is from RefSeq and is a predicted model, not a curated record. The transcript has a single exon. The coding region runs from base 1 to 1164 and encodes 387 amino acids. Lineage: Eukaryota; Fungi; Ascomycota; Leotiomycetes; Helotiales; Ploettnerulaceae.